CCGCCCGCACUGUACCCCCCUCACCAGGCGCCGCUCCCACGCGCGGCCCGGAUUCGCUCCCGGCGGCAUAGCCGAUUCCUCUUCCUCCACCUCCUCCUCCUCCAUCAUCUCCUCCUCCUCCUCCUCCAUCACCCUCCUCCUCGUCGACGUCUUCUGCUUCUGCCUCCCUCAUCACCCACCACAUCAAAAUAAUUGCCGUCGUCGCCGUCGUCGCCCGCUCGGCCCGGACGCGGCGCAUGGGGGAGAGGAUUUGGCCUCGCGUCUCAGCCAUUGCGUGAGGGAUUUUGCGACGCCUUGGACGUGGGUUGUCUCGGCCCGCCAUCACUGUGAGGAGCACGGAUUCGGCGACCCCUGCUGACCCCUGGUGAUACCUGGUGACCCCUGGUGACCCCCGUGCCCGGCCUCACCCGGCCUUCAUGGACAAACAUAAAGUGAAGCGCCAGCGUCUCGACAGAAUCUGUGAAGGUAUCCGGCCUCCGAUCAUCAACGGCCCGAUGCAUCCGCGGCCACUGGUGGCGCUGCUCGAUGGCCGUGACUGUACGGUGGAGAUGCCCAUCCUCAAGGACGUGGCCACCGUGGCGUUCUGUGACGCCCAGUCAACGCAGGAGAUCCACGAGAAGGUGUUGAACGAGGCGGUGGCGGCGCUGAUGUAUCACACCAUCACGCUGACGCGCGAGGACCUUGAGAAGUUCAAGGCUCUGCGGAUCAUUGUGAGGAUCGGCAGCGGCUAUGACAACGUGGACGUUAAAUCGGCCGCAGAGCUCGGAAUCGCGGUGAGCAUCGUGCCGGGAGCGUGCGUGGAGGAGACUGCCGACUCGACGCUGUCGCACGUCCUCAACCUGUACCGGCGCACUGCCUGGCUGCACCAGAACCUGCGUGAGGGCACACGCGUCGCGUCCGUUGAGCAGGUGCGCGAGAUGGCAUCUGGCGCCGCGCGCAUCCGCGGGGAGACGCUUGGCAUCAUCGGCUUUGGCCGCGUGGGGCAGGCCGUGGCGCUGCGCGCGCGCGCCUUUGGCUUCAGCGUGAUGUUCUACGACCCGUACCUCGCCGACGGGGUCGAACGCUCCCUGGGCAUCCAGAGGGUGGCCACCCUACAGGACCUCUUGUACAACAGCGACUGCGUGAGCCUGCACUGCAGCCUCAACGAGCACAACCACCACCUCAUCAACGACUUCACCAUCAAGCAGAUGCGGCAGGGUGCGUUCCUGGUGAACACAGCGCGCGGGGGGCUGGUGGACGAGAAGGCGUUGGCGCUCGCGCUCAAGGAGGGCCGCAUCCGGGGAGCAGCACUCGACGUGCACGAGAUGGAGCCCUACAGCGUGAACCAGGGUCCCCUGAAGGAUGCCCCCAAUCUGCUGUGCACGCCCCACACGGCCUGGUACAGCGAGCAGGCCUCCCUGGAGAUGCGUGAGGAAGCUGCAAAGGAGGUCCGCCGGGCCAUCACCGGACGCAUCCCUGAUGCCCUCAAGAACUGUGUGAACAAGGAGUUUUUCCCGACGGCGGCGUCGCACUGGGCGCCCAUGGACCCCGGCGCUGUGCACCCCGAACUCAACGGGGCCGCGUACAGGUUUCCGGGCAGCAUGGUGGGCAUGCCCGGCGGUGUGGAUGGAAUGAUGCCCAUCACGCACGGGCUGGCGCCCGUGGUGGCGCACCCUCCGCACACCCCCUCGCCCGGCCUUGGGAAGACUGAGGCGGAGAGAGACGGGAUGGGGGGCGGCGGCGGCGGAGCCCACAACCCCAUGGGCCGCGACGGGGCAGACGACGGCCGGGGGAAAUAGCCCCCCCGCCCUCCACUCCCCUGGUCGGCCGGGGGUCCCCUCCCUCUGCUGCCCAGCAGGAUGGUGCCGCGGGUGGGAGGAAGGGGGCGUAGGGCUGGCUGGGGGGGGCAGUGGGUGCAUGCGUGUGGGUGAGGGGGGGGGGGGCCGUGAGCAGAGCCGGACGCGUCCCGGCGUGCGCGCGCGCGUCCGUGUGUGUGUGUGUGUGUGCGCGUGUGUGUGUGCGUGUGCGCGUGCGUAUCCGUGCCCGUCGAGAGAGCGCGCAGUAAUGCACGUCACGUCCCGUGCGUCCGUUUUAACCCUUCCGCUGGCCACGCAGAGCCGGCAUGGCGUGAUGAAUGUCCACGUUUGGCUAAACGUAGAUGGAACCGCGUCCUGUCCUCGUUUCAUCACAGAACAUUCGAGGAGACGGCGGAGGCGGCGGCGCGCUCUCUCCGAAUCCCCGCGUGUGCCGGAGUAGAGAGGCCGUGUUGUUUACUGCCGCUUGUUGAGGCGCGAGGCCCUCGGCUCUGGGUUUCCCCGGCAACAGAACAGCGCUGAUGUGUAAACCAGUCAAACAACACGAGGACGUUUAUAAAAAAAACACUUUAUACAUUUCUCGUGUUUGAAUGUGCUUCUUUUUGACAGACGUUAUCGUGAUUGCCCAGCGAGGGUUCGGAACCAGUUACAAAUUAUAUACCGUGGGUGAUAAGUGGACAUCGUGAUGUCAAAUGAUCCAUAAUCAGGCCCGACCUCUCCCGCGACCCCGUGGGACGCGGGAGGCUCCUGAACUUGCGCCGGGAGCAGUGGGCGGCGCUAACGAUGGUAAUUUUCCAAAAUUGGCCUCGUGGCGUGAACUCUUAAACAACAUAAGCUCUGCCGCCUUUGGCUGCUGCUGGUGCCGGUGAUGCCCAUUGUGUCGAGGGUAGGCAGGUGGGUGUUGGGGUAAGUCUGGCCAGGGUGUCCUUCCGGGUCAUAUGCCCCCUGGAGGGGCAUGACGCCACGCCUCUGGGAGCAAAUAGAAUUCCCCUCCUGCGGUAGAGAUGAAAAGAGCGAUGAGCGCACAACUGCGGUGAAUGUGGGAGGGUGGAUUGAGACGGGGGGGGGGGGUCACAUUUUGCUCGGUGAAGCAAAGUCCGUGGUGACAAAGGUGGUCGAGGCUGAAUCACAUUUUAAACGCGGAGCGACGAGGGUGCACAGCUUCGAACGGUGGCCUGGAGUGGGGGGGGGCAUGCAUCCCUGGCGUGGGAAGAGAGUUGCGGGCGCCACCCGAGGGCACCGAGAGAGAGGCCACAGCUGCGAGUGCUCGGACGUCCUCUCAGUUUGGGCAGCGUUCAAAUGCCCAUUUAGUCAUGCCAUGACCCAGAGCCCUGACCUUGACCCUGAUCGGCCACCAGGUUCCGCGUCGGAUGGGAUCGGCGAGUGGGAAGAGUGAGCACGUGGGGCAGAAAAUGCGGAUUUAUUCCUGAUAUUUAUUAGACGCAAUGGGUUAAAGCGUACAAUGUUAAACGUUGAUUAUGUAACGCAUUAGCAUAGCUGUUUGUAUUUUUUUUAUUCGUUUUCUUCCACAAGCGGGCUACGGUGUCUACGGGGUUCUCCGUGUCGAAACAAAGGGGUGAGGAGUUUAGGACCCCCCGACCUUUCCCCCCCCUACAACCCCUGGGCUGGGUUUUCUCCCGGUGUGCGGAAAGUUUCAAAGCUCGUCCUUCCAGGGAAUGCUAAUCACUGCACAGGCACGGACGGUCAGCGCACCGAACCCCCAUGUGCAUGCGGGACACCCGGAGAUCAUUCCUCUGCAGCAGUGGGGGUCACCGGGGGUCACCUUGUCCUGGCACAAAUCAAACUGGUGUGGGGGGGGGCCCUCCAACCCCAGUGUACUUGGGGUGGGAUGCCCCCCCCCCCACCCACCUUUCAUUUCUUGGUUAAGUCUGAGCCGGUGUCACGGACCGUGCGUAGCAAGAUCUUCUCUAUUCCCUUUCCCCAACACCCUCGUCAGAGUGAUAGGGAUGGGGGUUGUACGCCCUCUAGCUUCUUACAGUGGGGGGCCUCCUCGGGGGGGUAGGGGGUUCGAGGGGUCCCAGACUCCACUCAACGUUCGUGGGUCCGGAAAGGCCCAGCUCCUCGCGCCGCCUGCAUCGCUGUCUCACCACCAUCGCCACCAUCACCACCACCAUCACCACCACCAUCAUCAUCAUGAUUAUUAUUGGGCCGUGAGGUUGUGAACUUUGUACUAGUUGUGUUAGUUUUAACAAUUAAGGUUAUUAGUCAUGUGUUUUACGCAUUUUGUGGACUUUAUAGCUGUAGGGAAGUUCCCUAAAUCACUGUGACUUGUAUAUUACCUUUAAAGGAAAUUAAAAAAAAAAUUAUUAAAAAAGCC
This is a messenger RNA of Petromyzon marinus (sea lamprey), 4131 nucleotides long. RefSeq names its product C-terminal-binding protein 1. Gene Ontology annotation, cellular component: nucleus. Gene Ontology annotation, molecular function: transcription corepressor activity; DNA-binding transcription factor binding; NAD binding. Lineage: Eukaryota; Metazoa; Chordata; Hyperoartia; Petromyzontiformes; Petromyzontidae. The record is from RefSeq and is a predicted model, not a curated record. Gene Ontology annotation, biological process: regulation of transcription by RNA polymerase II.